This is a messenger RNA of Pieris macdunnoughi, 972 nucleotides long. The record is from the annotation of a GenBank genome assembly. Lineage: Eukaryota; Metazoa; Arthropoda; Insecta; Lepidoptera; Pieridae.
AUGCCUUUCAAAUAUAUAAAAAAAGAAACGUCUAGAACCAGGAGCAAUUUAGAUCUGUCAGUAAUAAGAAAUGCUAUAUGUGACAUUGAUAAAGGAAAUUCUAUUAGAGGUGUUGCUUUGGAAUAUGGAAUUGAUCGAAAUACUUUACGAAAUUAUUUAAGAGACAGGUCCAAAUUGACUAAAAUAACUGAACAAGGAAGUCAGUUUAAAACAUCUUUGAUAUUUACGAUCGAGGAAGAGAAAGCACUUGUUGACUAUGUUCUAACUUGCAGCAAAAUGAAUUAUGGCUUAACCAGACAGGCGGCUAUGAAGCUGGCAUAUGAAUAUGCAACAAUAAAUUCUAAAAAGGUUCCAGAUUCUUGGACUUCCAAUAACUGUGCAGGAAAAGAUUGGUUCAGAGGAUUCAUGACAAGAAACCCUGAACUAAGUUUGAGGACCCCAGAAGCUACCAGUUUAUCAAGAUCAACCAGCUUUAAUAGAAAAAACGUUGCUGAUUUUUUUGACAACCUCAAAGAAGUUAGAGAAAGAUUUAAAUUUGAAGCUCAUAACAUUUAUAAGUGCGAUGAAACGGGGUGUACGACUGUACAAGAAUGUCCCAAAGUAAUAGCGAGCAAGCAUGUUCGUCAAGUUGGACAAGUAACUUCGGCUGAACGUGGCAGUCUUGUGACCGUUUGUUUCGCCGUGAACGCUCUGGGAAAUGUUAUUCCACCAUUUUUCAUAUUCCCUAGGGUUAAAUACAACGAAUCCUUUGUAGCUAGUGGACCACCAGGCUCACAAGGUGACUCCUAUCCGAGUGGAUGGAUGACAACCAAGAGUUUUGUAAAAUUCAUGGAGCAUUUUGUCAAGUAUUCGAAAGCGUCUGUUCAAAACCAAGUCCUGCUUAUCCUCGACAACCACGAAAGCCAUGUCAAUAUUGAAGUCGUCAAAUACGCAAAAUUACAUGGAGUAACUUUGCUUUGCCUACGUAUAUAA